GAUCCAAGAAAACAAAAUAAAAAUAGAAAAACUUUAAAAAGUACUCCAAACCAAAUUGAAGACACAAUAGACUUAGUAGUAGAUAGGCUAAAUGCAAAAUUAAAGCAAAAGCUUACUAAUUUGCUAAUAAAUAGCAAAUUAGAUCCAAGGCCAAAUAAAUCAAAAAAGAUAAAAGAUUUAUAA
This is a messenger RNA of Cetraspora pellucida, 183 nucleotides long. The record is from the annotation of a GenBank genome assembly. NCBI's taxonomy places the organism in Eukaryota, Fungi, Glomeromycota, Glomeromycetes, Diversisporales, Gigasporaceae.